GAAAACAUAUGAGCAGUAACAAGUUUUAAUCUCGCUCUUCAGUACUAACAUGGACUAAUCUGUGGAAGCAGUUUAUUCCAGUAUCACCCAGGACGCAGCCACACCAGAGGCUGUGUUAGGCAGGCUGUUUUUUCCUUUUCUUUAAAUGUAACACUUCUUUAUCUUUUCUUCUUAAAGAGUCUUAAGGAACUUGCAUUGUAGCUAAGUAGUACAGGGUGGAUAACUUCUUUGAAGAGAACUUCUUUCCUGACAAGGUUGAACUUUACACAGGACAACAUGAAGGAGUAUAUGAUGCUACUGCUCUUGGCUGUGUGCUCUGCCAAACCCUUCUCUAGCCCUUCACACACAGAACUGAAGAAUAUGAUGUUGAAGGAUAUGGAAGACACAGAUGAUGACGACGAUGACAACAAUUCUCUUUUUCCAACAAAAGAGCCAGUGAACCCCUUUUUCCCUUUUGAUUUGUUUCCAACAUGUCCAUUUGGGUGUCAAUGUUACUCUCGAGUUGUCCACUGCUCUGAUCUAGGUUUGACUUCGGUCCCAAGCAACAUACCAUUUGACACGCGGAUGGUUGAUCUUCAAAAUAACAAAAUUAAGGAAAUUAAAGAAAAUGAUUUUAGAGGACUCACUUCACUUUAUGCUCUGAUUCUGAACAACAACAAGCUAACAAAGAUUCACCCAAAAACCUUUCUAACCACAAAGAAGUUGAGAAGGUUGUAUUUAUCCCAUAAUCAACUAAGUGAAAUUCCACUUAACCUUCCCAAAUCAUUAGCAGAACUCAGAAUUCAUGAUAAUAAAGUUAAGAAAAUACAAAAAGACACGUUCAAAGGAAUGAAUGCUUUACAUGUUUUGGAAAUGAGUGCAAACCCUCUUGAUAACAAUGGAAUAGAACCAGGAGCAUUUGAAGGGGUGACAGUAUUCCAUAUCAGGAUUGCUGAGGCAAAACUAACCUCAAUCCCAAAAGUUCCUCAUCCACAACAGAUAAUCUUCCUUCAUUAUAAUUCAAUUACGAAAGUGGGGGUGAAUGACUUCUGUCCAACAGUGCCAAAGAUGAAGAAAUCGUUGUACAGUGCAAUAAGUCUAUUCAACAACCCAGUGAAGUACUGGGAAAUACAACCUGCAACAUUUCGUUGUGUUCUCAGCAGAAUGAGUGUUCAGCUUGGGAAUGUUGGAAAAUAAUCAUUAAUGAUGUCUAUUGAAUAUAAGAUUCAAACUGUAUUCAUUUGGAAUACUUGAACUGUACUAAUAAUGGUAGUAUGUUAUAAAUAAGCAAAACUCUAUUCCAUAUGGUCAAUGACAAAAAAUUUCAGCAGAAUUUUGCCCAACCAUCAAUAUUCAGAAUAAACCUCUAUUGCAGUGUCACUUUGCACAUGAGUGGUUCUGUAUACAUCUUCUGCUUGAACAUUCUUUUCUCAGCAACAAAAAGAUGGAUAUUCCGUAUUUAACCCUUCAUUAUCAAGUGUGUUAAACAGAACUGUACUGUAAACAAAAUGCUUGACUUAGUAACAUUUGUGCCCUUUCUUUGCUAUUAGAAAAACAAAGCUGGCAAGAAUAGCACUAUGAAGACUACAUGUAUUUUUAGUAUCAUUUUAAUAACUUGGAUAGUACUGUAAUAUUUCUAAUAAUGUUGAAAUACAGUUUGACAAAAUCAUACUGAAAUUCUCAACUCAUAAUAAAAGUUCAAGUAUUCACUAUCAACUCAACAGUAAUAUUCAUAAGAGUUAGUUUUGGAGCCAUAAUACAUGACUUUCUUUUUUAAUUAUUAUCUGGUCAUAAAACUGUAAAAUGUAAUGAUUGCUUAUAUAAAAUUUAUAAUGUGCAUUUUUAUAAUCAGUUAUAUAAGUUUUUAAGAACACAGCAGCAACUGUUAGGUUACAUAGCGUCGUCACAUCAACUAAGAAUAUUUCGGGAUAUUCCUUUGGAAGAGUAUGGAUGCCAAUCAACUUUGUACCAGCUUGUCUCUUCUAACUCGUCUCUUCAAAUAUGCAAACUGGAUAACUCUGAGAAAUGCAUCUAGGCUUACAAAAACGGAAAGCUCUGAACAAAACUCAUGUGUUUAUUUUACUGAUAUUCAAUAUGAAUUGAGUAAAAUUUAAAAAUAAGGAAAACAUUAUUAAAAUCUAGUUUUAAACAAAAUA
Molecule: messenger RNA, 2135 nt
Organism: Alexandromys fortis (reed vole)
Lineage: Eukaryota; Metazoa; Chordata; Mammalia; Rodentia; Cricetidae
Gene: Aspn
Product: asporin
Exons: 6
Coding region: 277-1176 (299 amino acids)
Molecular function (GO): protein binding
Source: RefSeq, a predicted model, not a curated record